Messenger RNA from Striga asiatica, 612 nucleotides. The record is from the annotation of a GenBank genome assembly. NCBI's taxonomy places the organism in Eukaryota, Viridiplantae, Streptophyta, Magnoliopsida, Lamiales, Orobanchaceae.
AUGCCGAGGCACGUUGCGGUCAUCAUGGAAGGGAACAUGAGGGAUCUUACCAAGUUGCUAAGUGGAAUGGCACAAAAGUUUCCGUUAAGAUACUUGACAAGGAUGGCCAUGCAGACACUGAUUCUAUGUAUAUUGCGCCUCCAUUCCAGCAACUUUGCUGAAACUUCCAGGCGUCUAUCUCCAUCUAAAGCCUUAAGAUUUGCUCUGGAGAUUGCCAGAGGCAUGAAUUAUCUUCACGAAUGCAAGCCUGAACCAAUCAUACAUGGUGAUUUGAAGCCAAAGUGCCAGGAACAUUUGGCUCGAUUUUGGAGGGCAGCUGAAGGUCAAGGCGUUUCACUCUACUCUAUGUUAUUCUCUACGCCAUCGAUGGAAGCCUACCAUAAUGCAGAUUGCCGUGACGCUCAUCAAAGUUUUGAGAUAUUACUAUGUGUUACGGACAAGUGCUCAACAAAGGCGAAGGCUUUGAAAGAGAAAGGGCUUGAGUGGAAAGUCGGGUUUUUUCCGGCAAAGGAUAGUAAUGCAGUGGCUGGAAAAGGUGAAGACGAUGAAAUAUCCGGCGAGGGCAAAGUGGAGAAGGAAAUGGGUGACGAGAGUGAGAAUAGAGUUAUAUGA